Messenger RNA from Saccoglossus kowalevskii, 4135 nucleotides. RefSeq lists its product as uncharacterized. NCBI's taxonomy places the organism in Eukaryota, Metazoa, Hemichordata, Enteropneusta, Harrimaniidae. The record is from RefSeq and is a predicted model, not a curated record. Gene Ontology annotation, biological process: DNA repair; telomere maintenance. Gene Ontology annotation, molecular function: DNA helicase activity.
AUGCCUGCAGAAGCGGUUGCAAACAACCUUGAUCUGAAAGCCAUUCCUGAUGAAUUAAAAUGCCUCAAUGAUUUAGAGGAACAUUUAGUAGCAUUGCAUAUUCCAUUUUUGAAAAUGUUGGCUUUGCCAAGAGGUGGCCAAAAAGGCGUUCAUGGGCCAGUUGUGUGUGUACCAUCGAGUGUAGUGAAAGCAACAAGCUUUUUACCAAGAAUUGAAUCAGAAGAUCAGACAAUACGAGUGAAACUGAAGCGAAAGCUUACAUACAAAGGUCACUACCAGUUUAAAUGUGUUAAAAAAGGUAAUGUAAAAAAUGCGUUAGUAUAUCUUCAAAAGAAUAAUAAAUGGUAUGAAGAUGUAAAAUUCAAUGUGGAUUGGGAGAACACUCUAUCAAGAAAUGAAGGAAAUGAGAAUUCUUCUGAUGAAGAACAUAGUGAAACAUCUGAUGCAGAGAAUGAUCCAGACGAUGUUCAUGGAAUAGUAGAAUUUCAACAACGUGGUUCACCACACACGCAUUGCUUAUUCUGGGUUGACAAUGCUCCAAUUGUUGACAAUGAUGCUGAUGAUAAAGUGGUUGAUUUUGUUGACAAGUAUGUAACUUGUAAUAUGCCUUCUCAAGAUGAGGAUUCAGAAUUACAUGAGAUUGUAAACAAAGUCCAAAAACACAGCACAAGACAUUCAAAAUCUUGCAAGAAGAAAGGCACGAAUUGCAGGUUCAAUUUUCCACGACCUCCUUGCACAAGAUCAUUCAUCUGUCGACCUGAUAGUGAAACAGAUGAGUUGCAAUUAAAAAACGUUCUAGAAGAAGAUUCUGAUGUAACUGAUGACGAAGAUUCUGAUAUGGGAAUACAUAAAUUGUCCAUGACAAAAGAAAGUGCAAAGAAAAUUCUUGGAAAUGUUUGGAAAGCUCUUUCUGAUAACCAAAAGGAAUAUGAAAGUGUAGAUUCCUUAUUCUCGGAUAUAGGAAUUUCUCAGGAAAUCUUUGAAAAGGCAAAUAGAUUAUUAACGAAAAAAACAUCUGUUGUUUUGAAACGGCAGCCAAAUGAUGUAUGGGUGAAUCAGUAUAAUGCAGAUUUAAUCCGUUGUUGGGAUGCCAAUAUGGAUAUCCAGUUUGUUGUUGAUGCAUAUUCCUGUGUUGUAUAUAUUGUUUCCUACAUUUCCAAAGCAGAACGAGAGAUGGGGUUAUUGUUGGAUCAUGCUCAAAAAGAAGCUACAAAUGAAGGCAAUGUUGAUGCCAAGAAAGCAUUAAAACAGUUGGGAACUGUAUACCUCCAAAACAGAGAAGUUAGUGCCCAAGAGGCUGUAUAUAGAGUAUGUAAUUUAAAGCUGAAACAGUCAUCACGAAAAGUCCAGUUUAUUCCUACUGGAGACAAUCCUAUUAAAAUGAGUUUGCCAUUUGAGGUCAUCAGAAAGAAAAAUGAAGGCGCUGAUGUAGAUGAAGAGGAUAUAUGGAUGACUAGCAUAGUUGACAGAUACAAAGCUAGACCAGAUGGACAAGAUUUUGAUAGUUUGUGUCUUGCUGCAUUCUGCUCAGAAUACAGAAUCCUUUCAACAUUUGAAAUGUCAAAUGUCAAUAAUGACAAAAGAAGAAAUCCAGCAGUAACAUUAAAAAAGGACCUUGGUCAUAUGCAAAAAAGAUCUAGAAGUGAGCCUGCUGUUGUAAGAUAUGCACGAUUUUCAGUGACAAAGAAUCCCGAGAAAUAUUAUCAGAGUAUAUUGCAACUUUUUCUCCCAUAUCGCAUUGAUAAACAAUUGAAACCUGUUGGGUUUGAAUUUUUUGAAAAUUUUUAUCAUGAUGGAGCAGUUAAAUUGGGAAAUGCACCAUUGGAAAAAGUGAAAUUGAUUGUUGACAGAAAUCGAGCCUUAUUCGAGAAAGAGGCUGAUGCUAUUGAGACUGCAUCAAAACUACUUGAUGAAUGUGGGCAAUUAGAAGAUGCAUGGGCUAAAAUAUGCCCAGAAACUGAAUCUGAACGAAUUGAGUGCCUCGAAGAAGCACAGCAGAAAAAUACUGAUGAUAAUGAGUAUGACGCUUCAAUUCCUGAUCUAGAAGAGCAACCACAGAUUGCAGAUAGCCAUGCUGUAGUACCACCUUGUUCAACGUCAAAGAUUGAGGGACAGUCGAUGCUGAGAAAAUUGAAUAUGAAACAAUCUCAAAUAUUUUACAAAAUCCGACAGUGGUGUUUGGAUAAAAGCAAUGGAUUGAACCCAGACCCAUUUUUUGUGUUUGUCACUGGUGGAGCUGGAACUGGAAAAAGUCAUUUAAUCAAAUCUGUGUAUUAUGAAGCUACACGCAUUCUUGCUCGUUCGUUACCAAAUCCUGAUGAUAUUUCUGUACUUUUAACAGCACCAACAGGCGUUGCUGCAUUUAAUAUUGGAGGUAUGACUGUGCACAGUGCUUUAUCAAUACCAGUUAAUACCAAGCUACCAUAUAUACCACUGGGUAAUGAUAAGAUUAAUAGCGUUCGUUGUAAGCUAAGCACUCUUCAAAUCUUAGUCAUAGAUGAAAUUUCUAUGGUGGAUCACAAAUUACUUGCUUAUAUCCAUGGUCGAUUAAGACAGAUUAAACAAAUUAGCAGUCAUUCACCAUUUGGUAAUGUUUGUGUCAUGGCAUGUGGUGAUUUUUACCAACUCCCACCUGUAAAAGGAAACCCAUUAUGUGUUGGAAACGAGAUUGUAAGUCUUUGGAAAGAUAAUUUCAUGUUUGCUGAAUUAACUGAAAUAAUGAGACAGACAGAUGUUGCAUUCGCUGAGACACUUAAUAGGCUACGAAUUCAUAAGAAAGGAGAGGCACUGUCCUCUACUGAUGUUGAAAUGCUUGAAGGUCGGGAAACUGGUGAGGAAACUGAUGCAAUUCAUAUUUUUGGUACAAAUGCACAGGUUAACACAUGCAAUGUAAUGAUGCUUCAUAAGUUAUGCACAGAUCCAGUGCUUAUUGAGGCUCAAGAUUUUACCAAAAAUGCAAAGACAGGUAAAUUAGAAAGAAAUGAAAUGCCUCAUAAGAAGGUUUACAUGAGUCUUUUACCAGAAAGUAUUACUCUAGCUAUUGGUGCGAGAGUGCAACUUACAAAAAACAUAGAUGUUUCAGAUGGAUUAGUUAAUGGUGUAUUUGGAACUGUAAAUCACAUAACUAUGACACCAGGAAAUAAUUUUCCUUCUGCAAUAUAUGUAGUAUUUGAUAAUGCCAAAGUGGGUGAAAAGUUACGGAAGAAGAGUGCAAUCGCUUCAACAUUACCAGAAAAUAGCACUAUGAUUAAAGUUAAUGAGGACACUGUUGCACCAAAUGGUGGUAUCAGAAGACAGUUUCCUCUUAAGUUAGCUUGGGCUUGCACAGUUCAUAAAGUACAAGGCUUAACUGUAAACAGAGCUGUCGUCAACUUGAAAAAAAUCUUUACAUCAGGACAGGCUUAUGUGGCUUUAAGUCGCGUGACAAAUUUGAGUGGACUCAUUGUGCAGGGAUUUCAAACAUCGGCAAUUUAUUGCAAUGAGAAAGUGCAAGCUGCGUUGGAAAACAUGCCAAAGUUCAUCACUGAGCUAUCAGAGCAGUCGAGCGCAAACUACAUGUGUACUUUGAUUAUGCAUAAUGUUCAGGGUCUACAGUCUCAUAUUCAAGACAUUCAAAACGAUAAUGCAUUCCUGAUGUCUGAUGUUAUAUGUCUUACUGAAACGUGGUUAACUGACAGAGAACCCGAGUUUGACAUUGAAUUGAAAGGAUUUAGUUUUAAUCACAAACCAAGACGUCUUUCUUACAAUAGAUCUACUGACAAUACAGCAAAGUUGAUGGAUCAGUGUCAUGGUGGUGUAGCAGUAUAUGCAAAACAAAACAAAUCAUUUAAGAUUUUGAACUUGCCAAUAUCAAAUAUGGAAUGCAUGGUAUUUUGUUUAACUAAUUUGAAUUUAACAGCUGCUGUUAUAUACAGACCAGCAUCAUAUCAGCUAGAGAUAUUCAGAGAAAGUUUACUUGUUCUUGUGGAGGAACUUGAUAAACAACAAGGUGGAACAAUUAUUAUGGGCGAUUUCAACCAAAAUAUCUUUGUCUCUUCAUCAAUUAUGAAGCUACUGCAAGAACAUGGUUAUAGGCAGUGUGUAUGUCAAGGAACUACAGAGGCUGGCACACUUAUUGACCAUGUGUAUGUCAAAG